AUGUCGCUCUAUCAUGUUUACGGCCUCCUCCUAGCCGAGGAACUCGUCAAGUGCGCCGACGCCACCACACCGUAUCAAGUAUCGCACAAAGUGGAUGAUGGUCAGUCUCCGAUUGAUCUCAGAAUCUGCAAGAGGAUGGUCACCUUUGACCUGGCCGUGGGCGUCCGAGGCGUCUACAUGCCUGAGGCGUUCGAGUUAUACCAACGACACAACGAGCCCAGUGACAACAGGACAGAAGAAUGGCCGGGUACUAGUCCCCUCAUCUUGCUGUUUCAGGACGAGUUCGCUCUUCAGACUCGUCUGGCCAGUCUGCACGACGCCCUAGGCCUCUGCUAA
This is a messenger RNA of Exophiala spinifera, 336 nucleotides long. RefSeq lists its product as uncharacterized. The transcript has a single exon. Lineage: Eukaryota; Fungi; Ascomycota; Eurotiomycetes; Chaetothyriales; Herpotrichiellaceae. The record is from RefSeq and is a predicted model, not a curated record. Bases 1 to 336 code for a protein of 111 amino acids.